Sphaeroforma arctica JP610 is the source of this 240-nucleotide messenger RNA. RefSeq lists its product as hypothetical. The annotation marks the transcript as partial. The transcript has a single exon. Gene Ontology annotation, cellular component: cytoplasm; microtubule. Lineage: Eukaryota; Ichthyosporea; Ichthyophonida. The record is from RefSeq and is a predicted model, not a curated record. Gene Ontology annotation, molecular function: GTPase activity; structural constituent of cytoskeleton; GTP binding. Gene Ontology annotation, biological process: microtubule cytoskeleton organization; mitotic cell cycle.
UUCUGGGAGACCAUCUCCGAGGAGCAUGGUAUCGACGGCGAGGGUCAGUGGGUCGGAGACAACGAAACACAGCAAUUAGAGCGUAUUGAUGUGUACUACAACGAAGCAUCAGGUGGAAAGUAUGUACCCCGUGCCGUUCUGGUUGAUUUGGAGCCUGGAACCAUGAACUCUGUGCGAGCAGGGAAGAAUGGACAUCUGUUCCGCCCUGAUAACUUCGUAUACGGACAGGUACAUUUGUGA